Messenger RNA from Drosophila grimshawi, 4395 nucleotides. RefSeq names its product tonsoku-like protein. The transcript is spliced from 5 exons. The record is from RefSeq and is a predicted model, not a curated record. NCBI's taxonomy places the organism in Eukaryota, Metazoa, Arthropoda, Insecta, Diptera, Drosophilidae. Gene Ontology annotation, molecular function: protein binding. Bases 47 to 4255 code for a protein of 1402 amino acids.
GACCUGCAAAAAAUAUGUUGAUAUUGUGAAAUUUGUGUCUUUUUCGAUGGAUGAGAAGCGAUAUAUAAAGCGCAAGGACAAAGCGCGCAAUGACGGCAAUCGUGAACAAUUGGCGCUCAGCUGCAACCAGCUGGGCGACUUCUACAAUCAACUUGGCAAAUACAACGAAGCUGCCAAGGAAUACAAACAGGAAGCAACAAUUUACGCGAGUUUGGGCAAGGAACUGGAAACGGCGAAGGCCAAGCGGAUGCUGGGUGAAAUGUUUACGUUGCUCUGUAAAUACGACACGGCCAAGGAUCACAUCAAUGACUAUCUAAAGAUUGCCAAAAGAUUGCAGAAUAAAGUGGAGCAACAGCGGGCGUAUGCCACUUUGGGACGUGUCCAUCUCCUGCACGGACAGAGCUUGUCCGAGACCACUGCCUCGGGUGCAAUAGAACAGUUGCGGCUGGCGGAAAAGAGUUUUCUACGCAGUCUUCUCCUCAUCAAAGAGCUAUCGGGUCAGAUUUCGAAACUGGAACAGUUGGAUAUGCAAGCGCGUUGUUACCUCAACAUUGGCGUGGUCAAAGAGCACAUGGGGGAAUUCGAGGCCUCCAUCGAGUACAUUGACAAAGCGAUCAAGAUCAGCAAAACACACGAUUUAUUUGAGUUGACGCAUUUGUGCCACAUUUCAAUGAGUCUGCUCUACAACUGCAAGAAGAACGAUGCAGCGUCUGCGUUGCGACACUGCAACAUGGCACAGGAAGUUGCCAAACGGUUACCCAAUAAGGUGAAAAAAAUCUGUGAGACGCUUAUUACGAAAUCGGAGAUUCUGAUAAAGGCUGGCGACUUUGCUAGUGUUAAGCAAAUACUGACUAAAGCUUACAAGAAGCACACACCAGAUGAGAAUGAUCGCGCCAGCAUUGAGCGCUCCUUGCGCAUUGUGGUCAAGAUUUGUCAAACUCUCGACGAAUUGGUGCUGACCAGCUCGGUGAACUAUUCGAAGCUGAAUGAUCUUUAUGAACAACUCGGCGAUGGCUGCUGUCAUCUGUUAAACUAUGAGAAGGCUCUCGUCUAUUACCAGAAGAUGCUGGAGUGCGCCGAGUUGAAUGGGGAGCGUGGCAAGAGUCUGGUGCCCAUCUAUGUGAGCCUCUAUCAGACCUACAAGGACAACCAUCAGUAUGACAAGGCACUGGAGUAUUUGUGGCUGGAAUUCGAGGUGAAUCAGGAUAUGCCCGCCGAGGCAUUCACGACACUCUGCAGCAUUGCCGAGAUUUGUGAGUUGCAAGCGCAACCCUUUUGGACCGUUCACGAUGUGUAUCAAAAAGCGCUGCGACAGGCAACCAAGGCGGAUGAGGAAUCAGCUGCAAAGUUGGAGAAGAUUGCGCUGGUGCGUUUGCACAAACUGCAGCUGAAGCAUAAAAUGCAUGUGCUAGCCGAGAACUUGGAGGCGGAAGCUAGCGCCAAGGGCAUUAAUCUAGUCGCCGAGGCAGCCAAACAGGAGGAAGAGGAUGAGGAUGCCGAUAGUGAGUCGGCAGCAGCAGCGCUGCAGCAAAACACGCCAGACUGGGCGGACGAUGUGGAUUUGGAUGCACUGACGGAUUCGGAUGCCAGCGAUCUGGAUGAGUCGGAGAAGCCACGGCCACAGCGAACCACUCGUGGCAAUCGAUCGCUGACCAUUAAGAGGAAUAACAAGGGCGAGACGCAGCUGCAUCAGGCAUGCAUCGCUGGCAAUCUGGAGCUGGCGCGUCGCCUCAUUGACCAGGGGCACACGGUGAAUGUCAGGGAUCAUGCCGGGUGGUUGCCACUGCACGAGGCGUGCAAUCAUGGCUAUCGAGAUAUUGUGGAACUGCUACUAGACAAGGGCGCCACGGUGGCCAUCAAUGACAAGGGUGGGACCAGCUGUGAUGGGAUUACACCCCUUUUCGAUGCGUGCGCCAAUGGUUUUCUGGAUGUGGCCGAGCUGCUCUUGGAGCGGGGUGCUCUGGCCACGGUGCGCACCGAUUACAAUGAGACCUGCAUCCAGGCAUUGGACAAGUGGCGGCAAUCCACGCAACUUAUGGACGGGGAGCAGGCUCAGUAUGCCCAGCUGCGGGAGACGCUGAUGCGUACUCUGUCUAAGGUAGGCAUUUGCAGCAAUGAACGCCCUCUGACCAAUGCCAAUGCUCAGUCUGCAUCCGAUGAGGAGGAUGCGGACGAUGAUUUACAGUUAGUAACGCGACACAGACGAUCCUUGCCUAAUCGCUUGCCAUCCAGUGCUAGCAAGGAAUACCGCCAUGUGAUGGCGCAGAUGAAGCGUCCAAAUCGCACAGGCGCAAUCAACGAUGAGCCGAGCAGCAGUUGCAGCAGCAGCGGGAUCAGCAGCAGCAACGUCAAGCAAAAGCGUACAGCGUUGCUGGACAGCAACGAGGUGGACACAGACAGCUGGCUAAUCGAUGAUGUGGGACCGGAGCGAAAGCGCAAGCGUUACAAUUCCGGCAGCAUUAGCAGUCGUCCAGUUGUCGCCGCCAAGGAGCAGCUGCAUGAUUCAGCUUUGGCCUGGGAAACCGAUUUGCAGAACACACCGCCCCAGUUGGAUGCGCAUCAGUUGCUCAUCGAGGCGGCCAAUUCGAAGCAUCCUCAGCGUCCGCAAAUGCGCAAGUUAUCCUUGUCGCGCUCCUCCAGCAUGGGCAGCAAUCAUAGCGCCAGCAACUCCAGCAAAGCCAAGCAGCAGGCAUCGCUGCUGGACAGCGGCUUCUGUCGCUUUCGCAGCGAGAGUCCCUUGGACAGCGGAGGUGAGUCGCUGGAUGGUGGCGUCGCAUCCUUGAUAAGUUUGCGACACACCGAACCAGAUUCCACAACCACGGGCAUCCAGCUGCUCAUCUCACCCUCGAAGCUGGCGUCGCCCAUCAAAGUGCAGGCAACGCCUGUGCUGGCCAUGGCCACCGUAUCCUUCAAGGUGAAGGUGCAGGAUGAACUCUUGCUGGUGCCCAUCGAUCGCAAGAAGCUGCAGGAUAUCAAUAUGCGGUGGCUGGCCGAGGAGGCAGGACGACGCUACAAUAAAUUAACUGGGCUGACACCACUGUUGCGUCUGAAGACUUCCGAUGGAUUUGCCUAUGAGGAGACGGAUGCUGUCAGCGUUGCCCUGGAACAGAACAUGUUGCUGUCCACCAUACUGGAUUGGAAAAUCUCCCCGCUCUCGCAACGCUACGAGGAGAUGUGCCAUCAAAUGCAGAAAAUUGUUGAUGAUAAGAUCAAACUGCUGCUGGAGCGUUCACAAAACACACAAACACUGAUGCUGAGUGGCCUCUGGCUGCGUGAGAUGCAAACGGAGCCAAUCUUCAAGGCAUUGCUGCAUCAGGCGCGUCUCACGCUGUUGGAUCUCUCCAACAACUUCAUUGGCAACGAGGGCUGUCAGCAGUUGGCCAAAGCGUUGCCGACGCUGCUGCAGCUGAAGACGCUUCGUUUGAGGUGCAAUGGCAUCUGUAAUCCGGGCCUGGAGGCAUUGCUCUGCGGUCAAGCCAUGGAGAAGCUGGAUAAUUUAGAGGAACUGCAACUCAGCCAAAAUCCGCUGGGCAAUGCCAGUCUGAGAACUUUGCAUAGAUUCUGUGGCAGUUCCGCUGGACGAGCGGUGCACACACUGCUGCUAUCGCAGUGUGAACUGACCGAGUUGCAGGACUUUGAUUUAGCCUACACGCAAUUGACCAGCUUUGACAUAAGCUUCAAUCAGCUAAGUCGCCAGAGUGUGCACAGAUUGACGGAUCAGUUGAACAGUUGUCGCUUGGAGCAACUGAAUCUCAGCUACGUGCGUUGGCCCCUCGACGAGCAGAGCGGCUUUGCGCUCGGCGAACGGUUGGUGACGCUGCUCGAGAGUGGUACCAGUGAGAGAUUUGUGCGCCUUGAGCUCGCCGGCUGUGGGCUGACAGAUGCCCAUAUGUACAAGAUGACGCAACAAUUGGCGAAAGCAAAGCAGCUGGAAUGGUUGGACAUAAGUGACAAUGAGCGAUUAACUGGCGCCGCUCUGGGCUAUGUGCUGGACGCGAUUCCCCAGCUGCGUGUUCUCCUGGCCACGAAUUGUGUGCGCCUACUGGAUGACCAGCGCCUCCAGAAACUGGAGCAACAGCAACAGUUGCCAAGGCGCAUGGAGUUGCACAUUGAUGAGCCGAAUGCUUUAGCCACGCUGAUUACCGUUUGGCAGCUAAAAUGGGGCGACAAGGCGAAGGUGUUGCCACCCAAGCGAAUUAAGGGUCCAUUGAAGCUCUACGUGAACGAAACUGAUUUGCAAUGGAGCGCCACCUAAACUUUAGGAUAUAAACUAUCUUGUUGUGUUUCAAGUGCCGUUUUUUGUUUGUUUUGUAUUACUUGACGUAGAAUAAAAUAACCGUAAUUCGCAGAGGGAUUGUUGACAAGUUGAUAACAUUCCUAGCUUAUCAGAAAGUA